Molecule: messenger RNA, 1230 nt
Organism: Angiostrongylus costaricensis
Lineage: Eukaryota; Metazoa; Nematoda; Chromadorea; Rhabditida; Metastrongylidae
Source: the annotation of a GenBank genome assembly
AUGGUGGCGGGUCAGGAAAGACGUGGAUUCACCCUCCUGUUGGAAUUACGUUACGCCAUAGGCUCAGAUGUUCUUCUUAAUGGUCGAGUUGAAUAUAACGUGAAGCUGUUUGGAUCACAAGAAGUAAAGGAAGCUAAAGGGACGGAUAUUAUUCGCGAUGCAAUACAAGCAAUACAGUUCCAGAAUGGGGUAAGACGGUACCUCAAUACCUUUCAUGGUUUUUUCAAGGUGAAACGUUUUGAAUCCACGCAACCUGGUGCUAAACUGCAAAAAGUUGAUCUUCAAAUCAACGUGGAUGGAGUGACAAUUGUCGACUCGAAAACGAAGGACAAGCGGAUUUUUUCGUUUAUUACAAGAUCGCAGUCUGAUCCGGAGAAACAUCAGUGCUUCGUGUUUCUAAGUGACAAGAUGGCUGAGCAAAUCACACUGACAGUAUUCGUGCUUCGGAAAAGAAUCGCCGAAUUGGAAGCCGAGAAUCAGGUACUUAGUGAACGGUUAGCAGAAGCUGUUAGAGCUAAUAAGGCUCCGCAGGUAUCUCUACUUGAUACUCCCGCACUACCGUCUACACCAAUGCCUUCUGGACCACCUCCUGGGAUUGCACACAAUGCACUUUACUCUACUCCUCAGAAUCUUCAACCACUCCCAAAAGAUCUAUUUUCCGCAUACAUCAAUGAGCCUUCGGAAUUUGCUCCUUGUGUCAAUGCAGUUUCACAAAUUAAUGUUCAACAGCAAACACCGCCUCCGGCUUCUGUGCCCAGUCUGGCUCCUCCUCCGCCUAUAGCACCGCGUCGAAAUGCUCCCACACGUGCAAACACUAUACCUGCUGUAGAAGUAGGUCCGCGACUGCAGAACCUACAACUGGAUAAUAUGGAAGAUGUGUUCGACGAUACCUUUGAUCCUCGUGCAGAGAAAGAAUCGAAAACGACUAAAGAAUACGAUCCUUUCGGUGACGAUUUCCUGGACGAUAUCUUGAGGACUGGUGACUCAGCAAGCCGUGCAACAAUAGCUCGUGCAGAAGCUAAGCAACCAACCGCAGAGGACUUCCAAGUAAUGAUUGACAAGGUCGAUAAGAGGCUGGCAGAGAUGUCCAAGGGCUUUUCUGGAGGACGUCUUGAAAUGGGUCAAGUGUCGCCAGAAGAAUCAUUACCUGACUUCGACAACGAGAACGAAUAUGGUACACCUGUGGAUAAAGUGAAUAGUGUUGUAAUGACGGGUAAAAAAACAGUGUAG